Molecule: messenger RNA, 687 nt
Organism: Lactuca saligna
Lineage: Eukaryota; Viridiplantae; Streptophyta; Magnoliopsida; Asterales; Asteraceae
Source: the annotation of a GenBank genome assembly
AUGUUCUAUGAAAUAGGUUAUCAACCCCAUAUUUCUCUUAUUAGCAGUUUUAAAAAGUUGAAUCUACCAAGUGUUUGGAGUUUUUUCUUUGGUAUCACUGUUCGUUGUCUGUCUGGAAGGAAUUGUGGACUUGAUAAGGUGUCCAUUGAGAUAGCUAGUGCCAGAUUUUGGAGUCUUAAUUUGCAUGAAACUUUUAGCCAAGCAGGAAUUCAGGUACCUGAAGAUGUUGAGACUACUCAAAUCUCAACUCUUAUAAUUUUAAAGGAUUCUCUAGAUGAUCCUAUGGUAUUUUUGGUUUUUGGGAAGAUACUUGAUGUUAUACUUAACCUAGUAUCUGCUUCGAAUCAGUUUCUAAUCCAAUACAAAGCUUCAUUGGAUAUUACUUCUUUUAGUUCUACUUUAAAGAAUGUCACAUUUAAGGAGGUAGAUAGUUCAUCUAAAGCUUCUCAAGUUGUUAAGAAAAAGAAGUCCACAUUAAAGCCUAAAGUAGUUACUCAUAUAUUUAUUUCUGAGAAGCCAAAUGGCUCAGGGAAGACAGUAAAAGGUGUUUCUAAGAGGAAGAAAACUCAAAGUGAUUUAGAGAAGGGAGUUCCUACUGAUUCUGUUCUAGAUAUAUCUGUCCUUGAGAAUUUUGUUAAGAAGUUGAAGACAAAGUCUAAGUCCUCUGGUGUUGUUAUAAAAGAAUGA